GUUUCACCUGCUGAAACCUGAACACACCUGGAGCUCCGCCUAUCUUUAUCUUCUUAUUUCUGGUCGGUAACAGGAGGAAAUGGCCGCAACAACUAUUUCUAUCGAGCAGGAGCAGUUUAGUUGUUCGGUGUGCCUGGAGGUGUUGACGGACCCGGUGACCAUCCCCUGCGGACACAGCUAUUGCCUGGGCUGCAUCGAAGACUACUGGAACCGGCCUAAGCAGAGGGGCCGGUACAGCUGCCCCCAGUGCCGGCAGCUGUUCAACCCCAAACCCCUGCUCUGUAGGAACACCGUCCUGGCAGAGGUGGUGGAUAAGUUUCAGAGGACCGGCCUUCAGCCUCCAGCUCCAGCUCCGUCCAAACCGGAGGAGGUCAGGUGCUCCAUGUGCAGCGGGAGGAAAGCCAAAGCUGUCCGGUCCUGUGCGAGCUGCUCCGGGUACUACUGUGCGGCCCACGCCAAGGCCCACGAAGAGAGGUUCCACGGAAGGGACCACAAGGAGAAGCUGUGCACACAACACGACAAAGCCCAGAGGAUGUACUGUAGGACGGACCACAGGCCGGUGUGUUCCCAGUGUGUGAAAGAGGAGCACCGAGGACACGACACGGUGGACCUGGAGGAGGAGAGGGGGGCUCAGCAGAAAAAGCUACAAGAUGCCUCUUUGAAGUCCAUCCAGAAAAUGAAGGAUGUGGAGAAGGAACUUCGCUAUGCCGUCAGAUACAUCAAGCACUCCACGGAGGCGGCGGUGGAGGAGAGCGAGAGGAUUUUUUCCAAGCUGAUCCACUGCAUAGAGAAACAAAGCAUGGAGUUGAGGGAGCUGAUGAGGGUGCAGGAGAGGGCGGCUGUCACUCAGGCUGAGGAGCUGCUGGAGAAGAUACAGAGGGAAAUGGCUGAGCUCCGGAGGACUGACGCUGAGCUGGAGAAGCUCCGUCACACCGACGACCACAUCCACUUCCUCCAGAAGUGCAAGUCUCUUCAUUUCCCUGUGAAGUCUGUGGAGAUGCCCAGCACUGACAAACUCACAUAUAUGAUGUAUAAGUCCAUGAGAGGGGCCUUGGCCGACCUCAAGGACACUCUGGACCAGGCACUGGAAAGAGAAUUCAAUAGAAUCUCUGAUAAGGUGAUUUCCCUGAAGGAAUCUAGCAAUCAGAGUAUUUCUGAAAAAACACAAGUGAGAGACACGCAUAUACCGUACAACUCAGAACCAAAGACAAGACCGGAUUUUCUACAAUAUUACAGCGACAUAACCCUGGAUCCAAACACAGCCAAUCCUUAUCUGUGGUUCACGGACGGUCGACGAGGCGUGACCACCCGUUCUGACCUGCAGCCCUACCCAGACCACCCCGACCGCUUCACCAGCUGGGCUCAGGUUCUGUGUCGGGCCGGCAUGGCUGGACGCUGCUACUGGGAGGUGGAGUGGGCCGGUAACGGAGGGGUGUCCGUCGGCGUCUGCUACAAAAACAUGAGCAGGAGCGGAGGGGCGAGCGACAGCAAGCUGGGGCACAACUCCAAGUCCUGGAGUCUGGACUGUUCUUACUCCGCGUGUUCGUUUCAGCAUAACAAGGAAAGCACAGCGGUCAGCAUUCCCUGUUGCAGCAGGAUAGGGGUGUAUCUGGACUUCAGGGGAGGGACGCUGUCUUUCUAUAGCGUUUCAGACACGAUGGUUCUGCUUCAUAAAGCCAAGACCACCUUCACACAGCCUCUGUACCCAGGAUUUUGGGUGGGGUUGGGCUCUUCUUUGAAGCUGUGCGCCCUAUAAACCCACUCUGGGCAGAGUGAGUGCAUGACUUAGUUAUGAGCAUGUUUUUUUUUUUUUUGAUUUGUCCUUUUCAUGCGAAGGUAAGAACUAAAAUAGAUGCCUUCCUUAAAGCUAUACAGUUAUAUGGGGCAGAGAGUAAAAGAAGACCCCAUCAGACAAAUCAGUAACAUAAUGGACUUCGGUAGGUGCAGGCUGGACUCACUUACCCUCUCUUAUAUGCCGACUGCGAUUGAUUUCAUUCGUCUUUCUGAAGUUUACUAGGAUACAGGCAUGAUUGCAAACCGAUUCAGGUGUGAUUUUGUGAAUGUUACCUGACCUGGACCAGCAACAAAAUAUGUUAUACUCAUGAUUCGAGUGUGAAGGAUGUUCAGAUCCUUCUCAUGUUUUCAGUGAUGCAUUCAGGGAUGCUUGAAUAUUUCCAUUUGAAGACAUGGCAAAACAAAGUGUAUCCAUCAGAGCCAUGCACAGAACCCAGUCCAGCUGCAGACACUCCCCUACAGGUCCAGUGUGUAAUAUUUCAAGGUGAUUUAACAGAAUCUUAUUACUGAGAGUAUAAUAUUCAUAAUUAGGUUUUUAAUACAGACCCGAAAAUGAGAAGUGGUGAAUUCAUUUCCUUUGAAUGAAUAGAUUCUACAUAUGGAUAUCCUCCUGCACCAUGUUUCCUCAGUAACUCAGGACUUUAUGUUCUACAGUGUGAUAUCCAGUAUUUAAGUACAAUAGUUGUCCGUUAGGCUUGUGUGUGCUCAUAUUCACUUUGCUAAAAUGACAAAACACUGGUUCCACUGAUGAUAAUUCACCUUUUUUUUUUUAAAGGAAACCAAAAGGA
This is a messenger RNA of Sphaeramia orbicularis (orbiculate cardinalfish), 2582 nucleotides long. RefSeq names its product tripartite motif-containing protein 16-like protein. The transcript is spliced from 7 exons. The record is from RefSeq and is a predicted model, not a curated record. The coding region runs from base 80 to 1756 and encodes 558 amino acids. Lineage: Eukaryota; Metazoa; Chordata; Actinopteri; Kurtiformes; Apogonidae. Gene Ontology annotation, molecular function: protein binding; zinc ion binding.